Molecule: messenger RNA, 2414 nt
Organism: Quercus robur (English oak)
Lineage: Eukaryota; Viridiplantae; Streptophyta; Magnoliopsida; Fagales; Fagaceae
Product: CRS2-associated factor 1, chloroplastic
Exons: 5
Coding region: 1-2316 (771 amino acids)
Biological process (GO): Group II intron splicing
Molecular function (GO): RNA binding
Source: RefSeq, a predicted model, not a curated record
AUGGCGCUAAAAUGUCCUAUCCUCCUGUUCCCAAUUCUGGCGCCACCACCGGAAAACCACCGGCCGUCCACGGAGGUGAGGUUCUCCCGCUGGAACAACGCCAACGCCGAUAAAUUCGAAGACCGGCGUCGAGCACAGAAGGAAAUCGAAGACGAUAUCCGCCUCCAGCGCCGCUUCAACUCUGCCAGCCGAAUCACCAAUAAUCACGAAGCUGCCACUACCACUAGCAACAACGAAACUUUCAAAUCCAUUGGCACACCUUCCUCUCCUUCCUCCCCUUCCAUCCCAGGAAAAAAAUCCAAGUACUCCAAAAACCCUAACCCUAACCCUAGCUCCUCCGAUUCCCACCCUGCCUUUCGCCAAAUCCACAGAGCAACUAAUCCAAGGCUACCACUUCCAGUACAAUCCAAAGCCAAAGCCAAUGUGACCAUCGCAGACGACGGCGUUUCAUAUAUCAUAGACGGAGCUCCGUUUGAGUUCAAGUACAGUUACACCGAGACGCCCAAAGCGAAGCCUAUAAAGCUACGAGAACCGCCGUAUGUGCCGUUUGGGCCCAGCACGAUGCCUCGGCCGUGGACUGGGCGGGCCCCAUUGCCACCAAGCAAGAAGAAGCUCAAGGAGUUUGAUUCAUUCAAGCUUCCUCCGCCACACAAGAAGGGCGUCAAACCGGUCCAGGCGCCCGGCCCAUUCUUGGCUGGGUCGGGUCCCCCCCUCCUCCGGUACGUCAAGCCCAGGUCCAGGGAGGAGAUAUUGGGCGAGCCGUUGAGUAAAGAGGAAAUCAACGAUUUGGUGAAUCGGUGCAUGAAAACCUCACGACAAUUGAAUAUAGGGAGAGAUGGUUUGACACAUAACAUGUUGGAUAACAUACAUGCUCACUGGAAGCGGCGGAGAGUAUGCAAGAUAAAAUGCAAGGGAGUGUGUACAGUCGACAUGGACAAUGUGCGCGACCAAUUGGAGGAAAGAAGCUGGGGGAAGGUUAUUUCUAGUAAAGGUGGGGUGAUAUACCUUUUCCGAGGAAGAAACUACAACUAUAGAACUCGUCCCCGCUUUCCUCUCAUGCUGUGGAAACCUAUUCCCCCUGUAUAUCCAAGGCUCAUUCAGCGGGUUCCUCCGGGUCUAACACUCGAAGAAGCAACUGAAAUGCGCAAAAAGGGACGGAAACUUAUUCCAAUAUGCAAACUAGGGAAAAAUGGUGUGUACUGUGACCUAGUAAAAAAUGUCAGAGAGGCAUUUGAAGAGUGUGAACUAGUGCGUAUAAGUUGUCAAGGGGUGAAUGGGAGUGACUACCGAAGAAUAGGUGCUAAACUCAAGGAUCUUGUCCCAUGUGUGCUUAUCUCAUUUGAACAUGAGCACAUACUUAUGUGGAGAGGAGGAAAUUGGAAGUCUUCCCUUCCAAAACUAGAUAACGAUCAUGAGGAAGCCCAAAAAUCCAAUGUCAAUGAGGGCCAAGAGGUAUCAGCAAUCUCACUGAAAGAUGUGAGUCUCAAAACAAUUGAAACCAGCAUGUCACCAAUGGACACUGUAGAGGCAAGUGAGGAUCUAUCCUCAAUAGAAAAUGUUAAGCCAUCUGUUGGUGCUGAUGCGGCUUCAGAUGUGAGGAACACAUAUAAAAGUGAAACCUUAUCCAAUAUCACAGGCUGCUGUUCUGAUGAUGGACCACAACCUAGGAGGAAUGGCUGCAAUAGUGAAACCAUGUUGGUUUCCACCAAUGUCGAUGAUAAUUCAGAGCCUAUGAGCAAUAAAUCUGGAAGUGAUGCCAUAUUGGAUAAAGCAGGCUGCACUUACAAAGGACUUCAGACAAUAACAAUGGGAUAUGGCAUCAAUGCAGGAACCUUAGGGAUCACUGGAAGUAGGGUGGAAGCCCUUCUAGUGGAUGCUACUACUCAUGACAGCCUGCUAGAUGUUUCAGAAGAGGCUGAUCUCAAUAAGCCUGCAAGGUUGAGUGCACCCUGCAUAGCGGGAGUUCUCCUACUGCAAAAGCAAGCUGUUGAAAAUGGGAGUGCAGUUAUUUUGGAUGGUUCUUCCUUGGAUGCGGAUGUUAUUUAUCAAACAGCAGUUACCUUUGCCAAGUCUGCCCCACCUGGUCCUGUUUUUAGGCAUCGACCAAGAAAGGUAGCAGUUCAAAAGCUGAAGGAGGUAGUGGGACAAGAAACUGGAGAUUUGAAAGUGAUGAAUAACAUACGAGAUCCCUCAGGAAAAAAAAGCGAGAACAAGAGUUCUAAUGUCAAAAGACACAAUGAUUUUGAUGAACUUUAUCAAGAUGUAGUACCACAUGGAAGCUUAAGAGUAGAUGAACUUGCUAAACUAUUGGCAUAAAGGGUGUGUUCUGAGAUGUAAAAUUACAUAAAUUUUGUUGCUCGAUCCAAAUUUGAAAGAAUGGACGAAAAAAUAAACCAACCAGAAAAUUUUGAUUA